Molecule: messenger RNA, 2451 nt
Organism: Dioscorea cayenensis subsp. rotundata (Guinea yam)
Lineage: Eukaryota; Viridiplantae; Streptophyta; Magnoliopsida; Dioscoreales; Dioscoreaceae
Product: translation initiation factor eIF-2B subunit delta
Exons: 7
Coding region: 121-2151 (676 amino acids)
Source: RefSeq, a predicted model, not a curated record
UCACAUCAUUCGAUUCGCUACUCCCGCAGUUCCUCUCCGCUCAAAACCCUAGCGCCCCAGCAAUGGUGGAAUCUUUCCCCAUCGUCUCGAAACCCUAGAAGCAUCCUCCUCGCCGCCCCGAUGGACUCCCGCCGUGCGCCGCGCACGGUGAUCGACCCCAAGGUCCGUCAGGUAGGCUUCGUCACCCCCGGCGCGCCACCGGCGAGAUCUCAUUCCAUACCCGCCGACGCCUGCUCUUCCCCUCCUCGCGCACCCGACUUCACCCUUCCCAGCAACUCCCUCUCCCCCGUCAUGAUCCCUCCCGCCCGCCACGCCUCCGCCGACGGCAUUCAAGUCCUCACCCGUGCCUCGGCUCCUGUUCCCGUUCCCUCCACCACCACCAACCCGCCAUCCCCCUUGCGCCGGGAUGGGGUCCAGAUUCCAAUCGGUAGUUACAAUCCAUCGGAGUCUCUUGGUACCUCGCCGAUGAGAUCACCAUCGAGCCGAAUGGAUGGGCCGGAGUUCUCGGAGGAUAUGUCGAUGGUUUCAUCAUCAAGGCUCGCUAGGGGCUCAUCUGCGAAGGCUGCGGCGGCGUCUUUCCCGGGGACCAACACGGAGAUGAUGGCCGCUGGCAAGGUUGUUGGUAACGUCGUUCCAGCUAAGAGUAGCUUGACAACUGCAUCGGUGGUGAAAACUUUGCCUGGAUUAUCAGAUAAAGGGGAUGGAUCUCUUGCUGAGGUGCAUGGGGAAGCAGCUGGUGUUGCAAAGCCAUUGAAGCAGAAAACAUCAAGAGCGGAUAGACGUGCAAUUCAGGAAGCUCAGCGUGCUGCUAAAUCUGCAGCAAGAGAGGCUGGUGGCGGUAAGCCUUCUGGUGGCACAGUUCCGGCAAAUGCUGCAAAAGGGGAGUUUGGCAAGCCUUCACAGAAGAAAGAUGCAGCUUCAGUUUCAGGGGCAAAUGUUGUUCCAGAGAAGAAAGUUGCUGAUCGGCCUCCUGAAAAAGAGAGAAAAAAAGAUGUUCCUCACCCUCGGAUGCAAUUUGAUGAUCAGCAUCGAGUUGAAAAGGCCAAAAAGCGUGCGGUAGUCAAUCAAUCUGAAGCUCGAAACAGAGUUGAGUUGUUCAGGCACCUACCUCAGUAUGUGCAUGGAACUCAGCUUCCAGAUUUGGAAUCAAAGUUUUUCCAACUUGAUCAAAUUCAUCCUUCAGUUUACAAGGUUGGACUUCAGUAUUUAUCCGGAAAUAUUACUGGAGGCAAUGCACGUUGCAUUGCUAUGCUUUUGGCGUUUCGGGAAGCAAUCAAAGAUUACUCUACUCCACCAGAAAAGGCUCUUGUUCGAGAUUUAACUGCAAAAAUUGGUAAUUAUGUCUCAUUUUUGAUCGAGUGUAGGCCACUCUCAAUUAGCAUGGGGAAUGCAAUUAAAUUCUUGAAGAGCAGGAUUGCCAAGUUGCCGCAUACUCUGUCUGAAUCAGAAGCAAAGUUCACCCUACAGUCAGAUAUUGAUCGGUUCAUCAAUGAAAAAAUAUUACUUGCAGAAAAAGUUAUAGUUAGGCAUGCUGUGGAAAAGAUUAGAAAUGGUGAUGUACUACUCACAUAUGGAUGGUCAUCUGUAGUGGAAAUGUUAUUGUUAUAUGCCCAUGAGUCUAACAAACAGUUUCGAGUUGUGGUAGUUGAUUCCCGUCCAAAGCUAGAAGGCAAGGCAUUGCUGCAUAGGUUGUUAUCAAAGGGCCUUAACUGCACAUAUACACAUAUAAAUGCUGUCUCAUAUAUCAUGCAUGAAGUUACGCGGGUUUUUCUUGGAGCUUCUUCAGUGCUGUCCAAUGGAACAGUUUACUCCCGAGUUGGAACGGCAUGUGUAGCUAUGGUUGCUCAUGCAUUCCAUGUCCCUGUUUUGAUAUGCUGCGAGGCAUAUAAAUUUCAUGAAAGAGUGCAACUUGAUUCUAUAUGUUCAAAUGAACUUGGUGAUCCUGAUGUCAUCUCAGUGGUUCCUGGAAGGAAAGAUCUGGAUCAUUUAGAUAAUUGGGCUGAGAAUGAAAAUUUGCAACUUCUAAAUCUUACGUAUGAUGCCACCCCUUCUGACUAUGUUUCUGUGAUUGUCACAGACUAUGGGCUGCUUCCGCCCACAAGUGUGCCAGUCAUCGUGCGAGAAUACCGCAGAGAGCAAUUGUGGAUGUAGAGGCAUCUUAUUUGCAUAGAGAGCUUGAGAUUGGAUUCUCAUCAAUUACAAGUAUUAUGCCUUAAUGUUUGAAUUAUUUCAUGGUGACAUGCAUUCCUAGGUGGAAGUUUGUGUCAUUUUUCUUUGUCAUAAUUUUGCGGUGAUUUUGUGUUAUCUGAUGAUAUAACCCGUGAAGAGUGCAGUGUUUUUGCCUCUCCGGGUGAUUUUCAAGGUGCUCUUGUUUUUACUGUAACAUGAGAUUUUGGAAGUGUGUCAAAUUUGCAUGUUGAUCCUUUUGGAGGAUGCUGAACAAUUUUCAUA